CCCCGAGCUUCCCCGGGGCUGCGGGCCGGCGGCUGCGGAGGGCCGUCCACCCCCUGGCGGGAGGCGAGGGGGCGGGUUCGGGUUGGAGCCGAGCGUCCGGUCGGAAACGCCCCCUCGUCCCAGAGGCGGGGAAGGGCGGCCGGGCGCUGGGCCCCGCGGGUGCCGCCGCGCCAGGUGGGACAUGGCCCGCUGUGGGGAGGGUAGCGCGGCCCCCGGGGUGCCCCUGGGGUCCCCCGGAGUUGGCAGGAAGGGGCCCUGCGAGCGGCGCCGGCUGAAGGCGGCGGUGGCGGAGCAGCUCAGCCAGGACCUGCUCAGGCUGCUAAGAGAAGAAGUCCAUACAGAUGUUACUUUCUGUAUAGGUUGUGCCUUGUUCAAAGCACACAAAGCAGUCCUUUUAGCAAGGGUUCCUGAUUUCUAUUUUCAUACUGUUGGACAGACAAAUAACUUAACAAAUCAUGAUCCUGUUGCUGUAGAGAACUUUGAAGCUUCAGAAUUUGGAACAUUUUUACAGAUUGUGUACUCCUCAAACAGAAACAUAAAAAACUACGAAGAAGAAACGCUUAGGAAAACGAUGGUGGAGAGCGGAGUGCCACCAAGGGGAUGUGACUUCAGUGUUGGAAAGUGUGCUGACAAUGAUGGAAGGUCAUCUGCAGGUAAAAGAUCACCUGGUCAGUCUCUUCUGAAGCAUGAAAUUCCAGAAGACAUCAGCAACAAAGAGGACAGUUUCAUUUCUACUGAUAUUUAUGACUUGGAGCCUGCAUCUGAAUUGGGAGAAGAUUUCCUGAAACUUUACCAGAAACGGUGUUGCCCAGAUAUUGAUAUUUAUGUUGACGGAAAGCGUUUUAAAGCUCACAGAGCCAUUUUAAGUGCCAGAUCUAGUUAUUUUGCUGCCAUGCUGAGUGGCUGUUGGGCCGAAAGCUCCCAGGAGUGCAUCACUCUUCAAGGAAUAAGCCAUGUGGAAAUGAACAUUAUGAUGCAUUUUAUAUAUGGAGGAACUUUGGACUUCCCAGAAAAAGCUAAUGUUGGUCAGAUACUCAAUAUGGCUGAUAUGUAUGGACUAGAAGGAUUAAAAGAAGUAGCAAUCUAUAUUUUAAGAAGAGAUUACUGUAAUUUCUUUCAGAAGCCUGUUCCCAGAAGGUUGGCGUCUGUACUGGAAUGCUUGAUCAUUGCUCACUCAGUUGGAGUGGAGAGUCUUUUUGCUGACUGCAUGAAGUGGAUUGUAAAGCAUUUUGCAAGGUUUUGGUCUGAAAGAAGCUUUGCAAAUGUACCCCCUGAGAUUCAGAAAAAAUGUCUUAAUAUGUUGAUUCAGUCCUUAAAUGAUGAGAAUGCUGCUUUUCUUCUGAUGGAGAGUGACAGGCUGAUCAUCAGUCUACCCAGAGUGAGAUGGACAGAAGCAGCACUGACCAUGGCGUCUCAGCUCCAAGAGGAAUGUAUUGCCUUUAUUAUAGAAAAUUUCCCCAGGAUCAUUCACAGUGAAAAUUUUGCUCUUUUCCUACAGUCCCAAGCAAUGAGUAGCACAGCUGAUCUGUUGGACAAAAUUUUUAAAGCAAUUGAAGAAAACAUCACCACUGAGAAGAGCUGCUCUCUUCUUAUGGCUCUGGACACACUGCUGAACUCUGACAGUGCAAAGGAAAUGGGUUUUACGUGCAAGAUCCAGGCUCUGCGUGAUAAGCUGUGGAUCUUCCUGGUUCAGUCUUUCUAUGCUGUUCGUCACACAGAAAGCUGGAAGCUGAUGAGCACAGAUGAUCAACAGAAAAUCCAAGCAGCUGCAUUUGACAAAGGUGAUGAUCGAAGACUUGGCAAAAAACCUGUAUUCAGUAGCUCUCAGCAAAGGAGAGAAGCUUCUGACUCUGGUGUUAUAAAAACCAAAUCUUGGAGAGGAAGUAACAAGAAAGAGUAUUGGCGUUAUCCCUCUACUAAUCAAAAGAUGAAAUCUGAUGCAUUAGGAGCAUCUGGACAUUCAUCAAGUACUAAUAGAAAUUAUAUAAAUAAAACUUUGAAGCAUGAUGAUUUGAAAGAAAAGGAUGGUACAAAAACAGCAUCCACAAGUACAAAAGAAUUAAAAACUGCAGGAAAAAAUGUUUCUGGAAAGCCCAAAGCUAUCAUAAAGCCCAAGACAGAAAACGGUGAUAAUGCAAAGUCAGCAAGCCUGUCCCUCAAACAAGUUGUGGAAAGGUCGGCAGCAGCCGAUGGACAGAAGAAUUCAGUAAAUGGAAAAGGAGUGAGGCAUCCAGAGGGGCAAGUCGCAGGAGCCAGACCCAAGGUACCUGCUGCGAACUCCCCUGUGCCAGCCAAAGCACAGCCUUGGAAGAAAGUGACAGGCAGAGAUUCUCCAUGCCCCGGGCUCGCAGGCCCCGCCAGCAGGUCUGCAAAUUCAAGUGUGGAAGUGUUGCCUGGCGCUGACUGUCUGGAUGAACCUAAAGAAAAUGGGUCAAUGCAGGAGAAGCCUUCUGGCCACAGGCUUUCCGUUUGUGACUCUCCAGCACAGACUGUGAAAAACAGCGUAGAAAGUAUCAAAACUCCCGCUCGAGCAGUAAAACCUCGACCCGUUUCAAAAGUUACCAAUGGAACUCCCAAUAAAAAAAGUAUUCAUGAAAAAGAAACCGAUAUAAAUAACAGUGUGCUAAGGAAGGUCACCAGCAAAGGACACGGUGAUCCAGUACCACAGGCCAUUUUAAAGAAAAGAGGAAAUGGCACGGGCCAUGCCACAGCGCAGCCGAGGACAAAGAGCGCCGCAGCUAAUCUUGUGAGGACUCCAGGAUCCCAGGGAGAGUCACCAACUUCAGUAAAAUCUUCCGUCUCUUCAAGGCAGUCUGAUGAAAAUGUGAAAAAAUUGGACCACGGUACCGCUACAGAUAAACAAACACCUAAGAAAAAAAUUAAACAAGGACAAACAACUUUGCCUAAGGUUAAUGCAAAAAUAGUAGCAAUGCCUAAAAACUUAAAUCAAGCUAAGAAAGGUGAAACUUUGAAUAAUAAAGAUUCAAAACAGAAAACGCUUCCUGGACAGGUUAUUUUGAAGACUCAGUCUUCUCAAAGACCUUUAAAAAGUGAGCCAUCUGUUGUCCAGAAAACUAUGCUUCAUGACGUAUGUGAUAAUAGCAGCAAAGGCAGUGUUUCUGAACAGACGCCGCAUAACCCUCUCACCAGCCUCGCCGCCGAAAUCAGUGGUACAGGAGCAGUCCAGCCAUCACGCAUACUUGACCCACAAAAGCCACUAAACAAUCAAGCAAAAGAGAAGUUGGUGUUAGAAUGCCAAAACACUUCACAUCUGGAUGAAUUAAUAAAACAUGAACUGGACUCAAGACAGAUGUGUUCGGAUAAAAGUGAAACGAAUUUUUCUGGUCACACAAAACCAGAUCAUUGCAACGCAGCUAGAAUACGUUGUCCUUCUGACGAGAGUGAUAAGGUUGAUCCAGAAUUUUCUAGCACCGCUGCCCUAAGAUCCAUGGUUUCAAAUCCACAUGAAAACCCUUUGACCUCUACUCCAGAUGGUGACUUGGACCCAACGCAUGAAGAGCACGUCCAUUCCGUCUCAGACAGGGAGAAGCAGGUAGGGAGAAGAGAUGCGAACACAAAAUUAAACCGUAAAUGUGUGAAUGAUGUUUUCCCUUAUGUGCCUGAAAAGACAAAUGGCACCUUAAAUUUUGGCCCCGAUGACAGAAAACCUCAAGUUCAGGUCGAAGAGCAGACAGGCCCUGGUCAGGUGUCUGAUGACUCUGCCGUGAAUGAGGACAAACAUGCUACGGGAGACUCAACUACUUCCUCCACGGGCUUCCUGGAACCAACGUCCGGGAAGAAUUCUCCCAAAGAUUCGGAAACAACAGACACCCCAGAAGCUCCAUUCGUGAGUCACUGGCACUUAAGCACCCGUGUUCUCCAUCAGAGAGAGAGCCCUGAAUCCGACAGUGGCAGCGCUACCACAUCGUCCGAUGACAUAAAGCCCAGGUCUGAGGACUAUGACGCAGGAGGGUCUCAGGAUGAUGAUGGGUCCAAUGACAGGGGUAUUUCUAAAUGCGGCACCAUGCUGUGCCACGAUUUUCUGGGGAGAAGCAGCAGCGAUACCAGUACUCCUGAAGAAUUAAAAAUAUAUGACAGUAACUUAAGAAUUGAGGUGAAAAUGAAAAAGCAAAGUGGCAGUGAUCUCUUCCAGGUUAACUCGACAAGUGAUGAUGAGAUUCCUAGGAAAAGGCCAGACCUUUGGUCUCGAUCGUCAGGGGUCCACCCUAGGGAAAAGGAACACCUUCCUCGAGGCGGGGUUCCCUUCGCUCAGGAAGCGGAUCCGGUGUCCUCCUCAGCAGAUGAAACGGAAGACGAAAGGUCCGAAGCUGAAAAUGUGGCAGAAAAUUUCUCUACAGCUAAUCCGGCUCUUCAGCAGUUUCAGGGGAUAAUUAAUUUAGCUUUUGAAGAUGCGACUGAAAACGAAAGUAAUCAGUUUCGUGCAAGCAAAAAUUUCAAAAGGUCCGUUUUGCUUUCAGUAGAUGAGUGUGAAGAACUCGGAUCCGACGAAGGGGAAGCCCACGCUCCCUUUCAGCCUCCCGUGGAUUCGGCCUCCCCUUCCGAUGUUUUCGAUGGGGUUUCUCAGGAACCUCAGGGAAGGACCAGCUGCACCGGCUACUCGCAAGGACACGGAGGUAGUAUUUUCGAAGGUAAGCAAGAUAAAGGCACCAGUGUAUUUAAAAGCAAAAGCACUCCCUUGGGUCUCAGUAGCACUGACUCUCUAAGGAAAGAUGCACGGCGUGCUUCAGCCGCAGACGGAAAGAGCCCAGCAGAGGUCCUGCCGCAAGGAGGCAGCCAGCCUCCUCCCGAAGAUCAGAGAGUGGGCAGCGGAAGCCGCGGGGGGGGGCGCCUUCAGACACACGGCAGACUCUCAGAUGGUGAAGUAAGGUGUCACGAAAGACCGUGUCACUUGGAACUUCAUCGGCGAGAACCGGCCUCUGACAUGCCAAAGAACAGUUGCGCGAAAUCCGUGGGCUCCCGUCGGAGUCAAGUUCUGCCUCAGGAAGGUCAAGAGAGACAGAGCCAUUCUGCAGUCCCCGAAAAAGCCAGUAUUGCUUUAUCUGCAGGAGACAUAGAUGAUUAUGACACAGUGGCACAAACCCACAUGUAUGACCACCGGCCUUCAAAAACCCUUUCUCCAAUAUAUGAGAUGGAUGUAACAGAAGCCUUUGAGCAGAAAAUGGAAUCAGAAACACACGUUACAGACGUGGAUUCUGAAGAUGAGCAACACUUUGCAAAACAAGAUUGGACACUCUUAAAGCAGCUGCUCUCUGAACAGGAUUCAGACUUAAAUAUUACAAGUUCUGUUCCUGAAGACUUAAAUUUAGCACAGUAUCUCAUCAAUCAGACACUGCUUUUAGCACGAGACAGCUCAAAACCUCAGGGUAAAGCACAUGUUGACACUUUGAACAAAUGGAGCGAAGUAACAUCUCCAUUCGAUGAUUCCUCCGCAAGCAUCACCAUGGCUAGUUUUUCCUCUGAAGAUUGUUCACCCCAAGGGGAAUGGACAAUUCUGGAACUGGAAACUCAGCAUUAAGAGUAUUAACAUUUUGGAAAAUUAAAUUAUGCCACUCCUUUAUUUUUUGAUGCUUAUAUUAUAUUCAAAUGAUAAUUGCAUUAGCCAGAGAUAGUCUAUCCUUACUAUGAAGAGAUUCUUUACAAUUUACGGAAGUAAACAUAGGUUGCUUAUUAAUGUGAUAUCACAUGUAGGAAAAAAAAAGGUGUUCUUCUAAAAGUUUUGAGCAUGUUUUCUCUAAUUAGAGAAAUUAGAAGACCUGUAAGGAAACCCUUGCUUCAGUUUUUCUUUUCCUAACUAAUCAUUCAUUUACUUGUUUAUCAUCCAAGAAUUUCAAACGUGAAUGCACCAGUAGAACAGUCCCUUUGCUUUUCGCUCUGCAUAUGGUAAAAUAGCAAUUCAACAAUAAAAACCCUUAUUGUGCUUGUGUCCAUUUAUGUAGAGUUAAUCUAUGAGUAACAUCCAAACUCAGGUUGGUACGGUUGAGGCUGAUAGCUUAAUAUUAGAAAAAAGCCUUCCCUUUCCCAACAAAGUCAGAUCCAGGAAAUUGUCAAGUAAAUGCAUCUCAGAUUUCAUUGACAGUUUUACUAAAACAGGAAAAGCGGAAUCUCCUGUUAACUCUUUUUCGGAUAUAUCCAGAGAGGCUCCUGCCCCGGUUCAAAAAAAGGAGGAGAACUGUCCGCCUGCGUUAUCCGUCUGGUUUUCUGUCAUAGUUAGGUGGUCACUCUCCAUUUUCCACCCCAUGUUAGAGAUGUUUUGGGACUGCACCUGCAGUAAGCCUACACGAAAUAUUAACUUGAAAAUGAGUACAUGAGGCAGGUGAAUUUUUGAGUUAAAUUGUGUGUGGGGGUGCAUUUUCCAUUUGUUUGUGUGCUCUCGUUCUUUAUUUCCUUGAUCAGAUUGUCUUUCAGUCUGAAAUUUUGUUAGAAAGGCAAAGAGAAGCAUCUUUUAUACAAAAUCCUAUGGGGGAGUAAACACAUAGAUGCCUCCUUGAUUUUGGUGGAUGUUGCCGUUAGGAUGAUGGCAUUUAGUACAACUGGCAUUUCUCAAAGCUUUGUAACUAACCCAUAAUUUCUCUAAGAUACAUCAGAGGAGGUAAGGAAACCUUUUGGUUUAGAGUUCCUUUUCUACAUUAAUAAAGAUUUCAGUAAAUGACCACCAACAGUGAGAAUCUGUAACUAUAUUGAAUAUCAACUCAUAUUAAUGUAUAGUCAUUUGUUAUUCUUAUAUAACAACAUGGUUAUGUUAACAUUAACUACUAACCUUUUAUGCCAUAAAUUUGCUGUGCUUUU
Phacochoerus africanus (Common warthog) is the source of this 6807-nucleotide messenger RNA. It is a transcript of the gene BTBD8, whose product is annotated as BTB domain containing 8. The record is from RefSeq and is a predicted model, not a curated record. Gene Ontology annotation, molecular function: protein binding. Lineage: Eukaryota; Metazoa; Chordata; Mammalia; Artiodactyla; Suidae. Gene Ontology annotation, cellular component: synaptic vesicle; neuron projection terminus.